Molecule: messenger RNA, 596 nt
Organism: Macrobrachium nipponense
Lineage: Eukaryota; Metazoa; Arthropoda; Malacostraca; Decapoda; Palaemonidae
Product: probable ATP-dependent RNA helicase DHX37
Exons: 3
Coding region: 26-595 (189 amino acids)
Biological process (GO): maturation of SSU-rRNA from tricistronic rRNA transcript (SSU-rRNA, 5.8S rRNA, LSU-rRNA)
Cellular component (GO): nucleolus; intracellular anatomical structure
Molecular function (GO): helicase activity; RNA binding
Source: RefSeq, a predicted model, not a curated record
GCCAGCAUUUUUAGAUGAUGCCAACAUGGAAACUGCUGAUGGCCAUCUUAAUGACAUCAGUAAUACCAAUGAAUCUGAUGAUGAAUUUGAUGAGGAGGAACCCAGGAAUGUAUUAAGCGCAGGAGAAAAUGAGCAGCCUUUAUAUGUAUUACCCUUAUAUUCAGUAUUGCCACCAGACAAGCAACAUAUGGUUUUCCAACCUCCACCAGAAGGUACCAGAUUAUGUGUAAUAGCAACUAAUGUUGCUGAAACAUCUCUUACUAUUCCUAAUAUUAAAUAUGUGGUGGAUUCAGGGAAAGUGAAGGAAAAGGUUUAUGACAAAGUAACUGGGGUUUCCAUGUUUCAUGUUACGUGGACAUCACAAGCAUCAGCAAAUCAAAGGGCUGGUCGUGCAGGGCGUACUGCUCCAGGCCAUUGCUAUCGACUCUACUCUUCUGCAGUCUUUGACCAAGAUUUUGAAAAAUUUUCGAAAGCAGAAAUUCAAGAACGACCCAUCGAUGACAUAAUUCUCAUCAUGAAAUCUAUGAAUCUUCCUGUGAUCAAUUUUCCUUUUCCCACACCACCUGAUUACAUCCAGGUAAAUAUUGCAGAAUAGU